AAGCGACCGGAUCGUUGAUACAAAGAACUACCUGAUAAGCUCAUCGUGGAAGAGACCAAGGAUUCGGCGCCUGCCACUCAGAAUGCAUCAUCCACCAUUGACAAAUGUAUUUGCUGACAUCUGUUCCAAUGUCAGCAAUUCAAUUUACAAGAGAACUGGUACAUGAAUAAACGUCAACCGUUCUUGCAAAGGGAACAAAAACAUAUUAUGUGGCACCUUUUCUGAGAAACCUGGGGUCUGGACUCACGCACACUAUGGCCAAACACAACCCUGUACUGCAGCUGUCAAGUUUAGGUAAACCAUUUAUUCGUUAAUUUAUUCAUAAUCACCCCCAAACCCACCCUCAGUCCAAGGCAUGAUAUGUAAGCAUUAAAAAGUCAUCACUGGCACUAGCUCAAUUAUAUUUAAGAGGAAGUUGAGUCAUAGUCAGUCUUUUGCAUAGCAGAGACUGUCUCAUCUAACAUCACUCUGUUGUUUAGAUCUUGACCCUCAGGUAAACUUCUACUGGAUGAGAGGACAGAGGACCUUUCCAAGGGGACAUCAGGGUGGCCGCGGCAAGCCAAUCAGAUUCCAGAUUGACGAUAAACCACACAGUCAGAUAAGGAUACCUCAACAACUUCCACAGGUACUACAUACACAGCAACAGUGAUGCAAAACUCAGUGAUUAUCAAGUUAUUAUCUAGCCCAUGAUCAUUACUCUCAGUUCCAUUCCAUUACACAUAAGAGUAAUUGGACAAAGGCGUCUUCUGUACGGGGGAGUUUUGUUAAGAGCCCCUACGCUCAAACUGUACAUUAACGCAUCGCUUGCGGUGUGGUUUUGGAAGCAUAAGGACCUUAUUUUUAAUAUCUACGAGAAAUAAACGAAAAGGUUAAAUUGAUACACACCUUGAUAGUGUUCCCACACGGCCAUAUCUCCAUGUUACAGCACUUGUUUACGGAAGACGAGAGGCGACCACCUGUGCUAAUUAGCUAUCUAGUUUGUUCCGAACACCUGUGUGUAAGCGUAACUCGGGAAGUGUAGCUGAAGUGUAGUUUUGUUGGAUGAAGGCACCCAUAGCUGUAUGGAUCAGUGCAAAACUGCUACAGUAAGUGUAUCUUUUUUAUUUGAAGGAUUCUUUCUCGCUGAUGAAAGAUAAGGGCCAUAUGUUUCGAAAGCCGUAUCGCAAGCAAUGUUAUUGAUGUUUCUAAACGUAAAAAUACAGCAUGGGGAUUGUAGUUCACAUGAGCCAGUUGUGGGCAAAGCUAAUGGCUGAAAACUGUAGGGAGAAGGCAGAAUGCCGCCUAGAGUUUUAGAGAGCUAGCUAUUAUCAUAUGUCAAACAUUGACGUCAAUUCGUCAAGCUGGGUUUUGGCCAAACUGUUUUUUGGGGAUGGAAUUAGACCUACAUUAGAGUGCGAGUCGUUUGCAAAUUGAUCUCCAUGGACCAUCUCUUCCAGUUUGUCUCCCUUGAGGCAGCGAUUUCUGCUGAUGACCUAGAGAUAAAGUGUGCCCCAGACCUGCUUCCCAUGUUCAGGAGACAGUAUGAGAACAACAUCUUCACAGGUAAUAAUGGAGUUGGCUCUGGAUGUAAAAUGAGUGUCACAAGGUUUUGGUUGUUAAUCUAGUAAUAUUGAUCAAUAUGUUUGCGCUAGCCUGGAACCGGUCUGUUUCCUCUUUAGCCAUUUACUUUGUCAUUCUCAUAGGUGGCGCAUCAACUAACCACACAUUGUUUCCACUAGUGGUGGUGGUAUCAAUGUAUUCUGUGUAGGUGUCUAUUUUAACAUGGAUAUUUUUCUCUCUUUGCUUUCCCAGGAGCCAAGGUUCCUGACCCAGGGUGUUAUGGCCACACCCAGUUCCACCUGGUCCCUGAUAGGUACCGCAGGGACAAAAUGGCCAAACGGAACCUGACUGACCAGAUCGCGGUCUACCUGAGAGCUAAUGGCAUUGCCAGUCAAGGUGUGUAGAGUCAUUACUUGAAAAUCAGGUGUUAUUCUCCUUACCAUCCUGAGCAUUAGUAACUUUUCAUUCAUUUUACCAUUCAGCUGUUUUCUCUGACUGCUCUUGAAUAAAUGUAUUCUUGAUGCAUUUUAGUUGUGAAUACCACCAUUUGUUGUUAAAGCACAUUUGUAAUCUUGAACAAAACAUAACCAGGUUUCUGAAGCCACGAGGAUGAGGAUGUGACCAGGCCCUUUGUGUCCCAGGCUGGGAUCACUGAUGGCCAGUACUUCUCCUUCUUCUGUUACCAGCUCAACACCCUGGCCCUGUCCAUGGAGACGGAUGCUGUUAACCCCAGGAAGAACUUGUGCUGGGGGACAGACAGUAUUUGUCUGUAUGAGGUGAAGGAUGUUGUUGUGGUGGGGCUGGAUGACAGGGUCCUCAAGCUCCUGGUCUGGUUCCUACUGGGCAGGUCAGGUGGA
Molecule: messenger RNA, 2396 nt
Organism: Coregonus sp. 'balchen'
Lineage: Eukaryota; Metazoa; Chordata; Actinopteri; Salmoniformes; Salmonidae
Source: the annotation of a GenBank genome assembly